Cornus florida is the source of this 1608-nucleotide messenger RNA. Its product is annotated as beta-glucosidase 12-like. NCBI's taxonomy places the organism in Eukaryota, Viridiplantae, Streptophyta, Magnoliopsida, Cornales, Cornaceae. The transcript has 13 exons. The record is from RefSeq and is a predicted model, not a curated record. The coding region runs from base 1 to 1608 and encodes 535 amino acids. Gene Ontology annotation, molecular function: beta-glucosidase activity. Gene Ontology annotation, biological process: carbohydrate metabolic process.
AUGGGGAUUCAUAGCCAUGUCCUCUUAGCCGUACUGGUCUUUGUUAAUGUAGUGACUAGUAGUGUAGCAUUGCCAGGGACUUAUGGCAGGGCUGCGAAUGUGAUCGAUCGCAAAAGCCAACCUUUGUCACCGAGUUUUGGUAUAGAUUCCCUCAACCGUAGCAGUUUUCCGGCUGGCUUUAUCUUUGGAGCAGCAUCGGCAGCUUACCAGAUUGAAGGUGGAGCAAGUGAAGGUGGUAGAGGGCCGAGUAUAUGGGAUACUUUCACACACAAAUACCCUCAGAAGAUAGCGGAUCGUAGUAAUGGAGACGUGGCCAUUGAUUCUUAUCAUCGCUAUAAGGAAGAUGUGAACAUCAUCAAAGGAAUGGAUCUUGAUUCUUAUCGAUUCUCAAUCUCAUGGUCCAGAGUGUUGCCACUUGGGAAGCUAAGUGGAGGCGUGAACGAGGAAGGAAUUCAAUACUACAACAACCUCAUUAACGAUCUCCUAGCCAAGGGUCUACUGCCCUAUGUGACUCUCUUCCAUUGGGAUAUGCCCCAAGCUUUGGAGGAUGAGUAUGGCGGUUUCCGGAGUCCUCAAAUCGUGUAUGAUUUUCGUGAUUACUCGGAGCUUUGCUUCAAGAGAUUUGGUGAUCGGGUGAAAUUCUGGACCACGUUGAAUGAGCCAUGGUCCUUUAGCCAGGGAUAUGAUAACGGUGCGUAUGCACCUGGUCGAUGCUCUGCUUGGCUGCAAAACAAUUGCAGCGGAGGAGAUUCAGCCAGAGAGCCAUAUCUCGUGACUCAUUACCAGCUUCUUGGUCAUGCAGCCGUUGUAAAAUUGUACAAAGAAAAGUAUCAGGUGACAUUAAUUUUAAAAUUUUACAACACAUCACAAAAAGGAAAGAUAGGGAUAACUCUGGUUUCAACAUGGUUGGUGGCCUAUUCUAAUUCGAGUCUGGAUGGCCGUGCUGCAGUAAGGGGACUAGAUUUCAUGUUUGGAUGGUUUAUGGACCCAUUAAUAUAUGGUGAUUAUCCACUUACAAUGCGAGCUCUUGUCAGAAACCGACUUCCAAAGUUCACGAAAGAACAAUCCAUGAUGGUAAAGGGAUCAUAUGAUUUCAUUGGCUUGAACUAUUAUACUGCACAAUAUGCAGCUCAUGAACCCAACUCCAACACCGUAAAUGUAAGUUACUCAACAGAUUCUCGAGCCAAUCUUACAUCUUCCAAGAAUGGAGUCCUUAUUGGUGAACAGGCCGGUUCAAGUUGGCUCCAUGUUUAUCCGAAAGGGAUUUGGCAUCUUCUACUCUACAUAAAGAGAAAAUAUAAUAAUCCACCUCUUUACAUCACAGAGAAUGGGAUUGAUGAGGUAAAUAAUGCAACAUUAACACUUAAGGAAGCCCUCAUCGACAACUUUAGAAUAAAGUAUUACAAUCGCCAUCUUGCUUUCGUUCACCAAGCAAUCAAGGAUGGUGCCAAUGUUAAGGGAUACUUUGCAUGGUCAAUAUUGGACAAUUUCGAAUGGACCGCGGGUUACACCGUUCGUUUUGGCAUUUACUAUGUGGAUUACAAAAAUGAAUUAAAAAGAUACCCAAAACUCUCAGCCAAAUGGUUCAAGAAUUUUAUGAAGAAAUAA